UGAGUAGCAGGCUGCUGAGGCCGAGCCAUCUCCUCCUCUCUUCCAUCCUGACUGCAGUCUGUGGAUCUGAUCCCACACCUGGAGGACUCAGGAUGCUGUUGCUGCAAGCUGUUCUACUGUUACUAGUCCUGCCCAGUCGUGGUCAAGAUACUCCGACCAAAGAACCUGGAGUCCAACUUCCCCUGCCUAAGGGGGUCUGCACUGGUUGGGUGGCGGGCAUCCCAGGGCAUCCUGGCCACAAUGGGACCCCAGGACGUGAUGGCAGAGAUGGCACUCCUGGUGAGAAGGGUGAGAAAGGAGAUGCAGGUCUUGUUGGUCCUAAGGGUGACACUGGUGAAACUGGAGUGACUGGGGUUGAAGGUCCCCGAGGCUUUCCAGGAGUCCAAGGCAGGAAAGGAGAACCUGGAGAAAGUGCCUAUGUAUACCGCUCAGCGUUCAGUGUGGGACUGGAGACCCAGGUCACUGUUCCCAAUGUUCCCAUUCGCUUUACCAAAAUCUUCUACAAUCAGCAAAACCACUAUGAUGACACCACUGGCAAAUUCCACUGCAACAUUCCUGGGCUCUACUACUUCUCCUACCACAUUACGGUCUACCCGAAAGAUGUGAAGGUCAGCCUCUACAAGAAGGACAAGGCUGUGCUCUUUACCUUUGACAAAUACCAGGACAAGGACGUGGACCAAGCCUCUGGCUCUGUGCUCCUCCAUCUGGAGAUGGGUGACCAAGUCUGGCUCCAGGUGUAUGGGGAAGGGGAGAAUAAUGGGCUCUAUGCAGAUAAUGUCAAUGACUCCACCUUCACAGGCUUCCUUCUCUACCAUGACACCAAUUAGUGACCACUUAACCAGAGCCUCCACUGGGCCAAACAACCCAGAAGUCAAAGAACAGCCCAAGGGUUUUCAGCAUAGUUAGGAGACUGAUAUUAUUAUUUAGUUGGAGAGUUCUGAACAUUAUUCAUGCAUUUACUCAUUCAUUCAUCAAGUGCCCUUUUUAAAAAGUUAAUAGUUUAUUCUCAGUCCUAAAGGAGAUAUGUUCCCUGGCUGCAAGGAUUUGGUACAUAGUGUCAAAUAGAAGGAUAACAGUAUUUACUGGGGAGCUUCACAUACAUGACAAGAUAACUGACACAGGAAAGUAUUUGACAGCGCUAUUUUGUGCCCACGGUUUCUCCUCAAGUUCAUGCCAAUCCUCUGAGGUACACAGGAAAGAUACUAUUCUCCUCCUUUUACACUUGGGGUGCUGAGACCUAGAGAGUUAAGUGAAUGCCUGACAUCAUCCAGGUAUAAAGUGGUGGAGUUAGAAAACACACUUGGGGACAUGAACUUUUUCUAUUAUACCGUGUCCUUUUUUAGAAGUACUUGCCCUCCUUGGGAUGUUGGUAGGGGGCAUCUCUCAUCCAUCUUACCUGAGGGCCUUAACUCAUCAUGAGUUAAGUUUUUCCCCAGGAGAGCUUCCUCAGAACAAGUGGUUCUAUAACCAAGUCCCAUUUCAGCUGGACCACUCAAUGGCCCCUGCACUUCUCUUUCCUCAUGCUCUUCUCUCUAAUCCAGAAAGCUACCUCCAUUUCCACAUGCUGAAAUCUUCCCUGGUCCUCAAAGCCACCUGGUCAGGAAGCUCCUCUGAUGUGAUACUCUUCCCUGCAAAUCUUUCUCACAUACUGCACCCCCGUGCUUCUUCAUGUGUUAUCCUGGAUGAGAGCCCUGGGCGUGGGAGACAUCUCAGAUCAAGGACAACGUCCCAGAAGUACCAUGUUUUCUACAUGUCUGAGUCCCCUUGCAGGUCCUUGGUCAAUGUCUCACGAAGACCACAUCUAUUCAGAAUUAACUCCAUUUCAGCCCCUUCAUGUAACUAAUCCUUAUCAACAAAAAUAUUGUUAUUUUAGGAGCUCUCUGAUUUUGAACACCUACUCCUUGUUCCACUGUAUAGUUUGAAUAAUUUUCACCAAGGUUAGGAAUGACUAUGCUUUCCAGAACACUUGAAGAAUUUUUCCUUGAGGAGAUAGUUUGAGCUUGUAAUGCAAAAACCCAUGAAGGAAUUUGAAAACCAUUCUUUCCUUGAGUACCAACUGGGUUUGGGAAGACCUGGGCCUUCUGAAUCUAUUCUAGUUUUUUAAGAAUUAUAAAAACACACACACAAAAAGAAUCCCCAAAACUCUCUGAGGUGAUGUGGUAAUUAUCUUGAUUGUGGUGAUUAUUUCACAAUGUAUAUCUAUAUCAAAUCAUCAAAUUAUACCCUUUAAAUAUAUAAACAUUUUAAUUAUAAAAUAUUCCUCAAAAAAAUAGAAUUACAAGUGGUUGAUAGUGGUAAAUAUCUUCUCAGGAUGUUCUUCAAAUGUUUUAGUGAAAGCAGAAUUAACAGCAUUCUGUAUAAAUAUAGAAAUGGAAAACCCAUUUUUUUCUUACAGUUUUAAAUUCUGAAUGAUUCCCUUUUAUAUAUGCAUUGCUAUUCAUUCAGUGAUUAUUUCUACAUAUAAAACUUUGUCUUUUUUAAUGCUUUUGUAUUAUUAUUUUCUAAAGAUAAAGAUAUCAUCCAGCAUUAAAAGUAGAAGCAUUUGCAUCACA
This is a messenger RNA of Myotis brandtii (Brandt's bat), 2552 nucleotides long. RefSeq names its product adiponectin, C1Q and collagen domain containing (gene ADIPOQ). Gene Ontology annotation, molecular function: protein binding. The record is from RefSeq and is a predicted model, not a curated record. Lineage: Eukaryota; Metazoa; Chordata; Mammalia; Chiroptera; Vespertilionidae. The coding region runs from base 93 to 827 and encodes 244 amino acids. The transcript has 3 exons.